Molecule: messenger RNA, 1516 nt
Organism: Drosophila biarmipes
Lineage: Eukaryota; Metazoa; Arthropoda; Insecta; Diptera; Drosophilidae
Exons: 1
Coding region: 7-1287 (426 amino acids)
Cellular component (GO): cytosol; nucleus
Molecular function (GO): protein binding; peptidyl-prolyl cis-trans isomerase activity
Source: RefSeq, a predicted model, not a curated record
AAUACGAUGAUUAAUUUUUCAAAAUAUAAUACAGAGCACCUUGAAGAAAAUUGUAAAUCGAAUAAAGACAUAUCCUUACAUACAUAUUGUCAAAACAUGAAUUCUGAAACUUCUACGCUGUCCGGUAGGUCUUCAGCAAGAUUCGGUAUUUCAAAAAUAGACAGUGUCGAAAAAGGAGACACCGAUUUAUCUGAUAAACCUUGGGAUUGUUUAGGCUCAGACCACAAAAGUCUAGAUCGAAGUGACACCAUUGGCAGCGAUCCUUAUAGUGGCUUUUCAUUGGAAACGGAGACAUCAAUCGCAACUGGCGGCGAACGUAAUCCAAACGAUUAUAACAAGUUACCUGACGGUUGGGUAGAGCGCAUAGCACCCAAAACAAAAGAGUGCUAUUUCUAUGAUAAAAGUACCCGAAAGGUAUAUUUCACAUUACCUCCAAAUGGCUGCAGAGAAGCUGAAGGAGUCGGAUGGAACGGCGUUGCCGGAAAAUAUCGUGAAUGCAAUUAUCGGUGCAUUCUUAGGUGCAAGCACAUAUUGGUAAAGCACAGAGAAUCAGAUAAAUGUAGCUCAUAUCGUAAGCGGGUUGUAAAGAGAACUAAGGAACAAGCCUUACAUAAGAUUUUGCAGGCUCGAGAUCUGAUAUCAGCCGGCCAAAUAGAGUUUGCUGAAUUGGCUAAAGUGAUAUCAGACUGCUGUUCUGCUCGAAACGGCGGAGACUUGGGCCCCUUUAAACUCACGCAAACAUGUUUCGGCUUCGAGAAAAAAGUUUUGCGACUAAAUAUAAAUGAGCUUUCCGAUAUUUUUGAGACAAAGGCAGGAUAUCAUAUUUUAUUGCGCACGGCAGUAAAUGACAAGAAUGAAGAGUACAGGAAAAAACACAGACACCUUGAAAAAUUAAAAUAUACUAUCGGUAAAGAUAAAUUCAAAACCUACUUAAAGGGCAGCCAGAAAUUUUCCAGUUUUAUGGACGAAUCGGAAGCAGACAUAUAUAACAUGCUUGGUCAGAGACAAGGGGUCCGAGAUUCCGAGAGUAAUUUCAGGUAUCUCAGUUGUAUUUUAUACGAAGGACCAAGUCUGUCAUGUGUGUCUAAAUUCACAGAGAAGAGUGGCAAAUUGAAACUGUACACUCAACAGAAGCAGAUAAUAAAAAAGAAAAUAAUUCAGGAUAGGUUGGAUAUGACCGAGUACCUUGAAAAAUUCCUCAAACUAAUAGAAACUGAUUCUCUGGGGAACUGUGUCGUUAAGGAUCAUAAAUUGAAAAAAGAUUUAUUUUUUAUGAACGGCUUUUAAUCAAAUGUUUAAAGUUUUUAAGGAUAUAAAUGAUCUAAUUAAAUUAAUCAAAAGAGCAUGUCAAACUGAAGGGAACAAAUAAAUUUUUGUUAAGCCAAAACACAGGUCAGAAUAGAAUACUAAAAACUACAGCUGAACAUCUGACAAACAUCUGGAUUUUUAAACAGAUAAAUUUAUUAACGAUAUUGUACCGGCAUUAUAAUUAAAAGAAUAAAUUUCGUUCCAGCUA